Saccoglossus kowalevskii is the source of this 1585-nucleotide messenger RNA. RefSeq lists its product as uncharacterized. NCBI's taxonomy places the organism in Eukaryota, Metazoa, Hemichordata, Enteropneusta, Harrimaniidae. The record is from RefSeq and is a predicted model, not a curated record.
CACCGAAGAACGGUAUGAAUGAGCGUGUGUCAGUGAGUAGAUGUGGUACAUCAAGCGUUUUCAACUUGUCUCUGGUGAUUUGAAGUUGACAAAUUUGUGGAAUUACUGUGGAAUGCACAUCAAUGUACUAACUCUUAUUUCGUACAUAUCAUAACCUUGUCAUUUUAUUCGUCCGGCACAUCACCCCCAAGACUACGCGUCUUAAUACAAAGACCAUGUUCAUGUCGCCGCUGAGUUCGAUAGUUUGAUGAAACCGUGGAGAUCCAAAGACUUUUCACUCCCAUCAUGCAAUCUCCCAUAGUACUUCCGCAGACACAGUGGUGAUCGCCAACAUAUCUACAAAUAACCUCGCUCUCAGGAGCUGAAGAAUAAAGAUACUUAAGACAUUACACAUAAGAAUCAAUCUACCAUGGCCAGCAAAAUAAAUUACUUUCGACGAGAAUAUUAUGAGUACAAAAACUUCCAAUGUAUCAAACUGAAAGCCAAGUUGCUAGGAAUCACCAAACGUAGGGUAGAUAAAGGCGAGAUUAAAGUAGACGCACAGUUCAAGGAACGAUCGUUAAGUUUAGUUGUCACUGGUCUACUGGGACAUUAUGAAUUACCUUUCAAUGGUAGAACACUGUAUGCACCAAUUGAUCCUAGCAAGUGUACAUGGAUGGUGAAAAAUGAUUGGUUAAAAUUAUACAUACACAAGAGAGUAGCACAAAAGUGGGCUGAUCAAAGAGGAGAAAUAACACUACUUGCAGAGGAACCUGAAGAAGAUGAAGUAAAAAAAGAAGAUGCCAGCAAUAAUUAACACUUACAGCCAUUCUGAGAAUUAUUUGGACACUUGGGUCUUUUCCAAUCUAGACUUGGUGUCGUCGUAUUGGCACGGCCACAAUUGGGAUCAUUCCAUUAUCUUGCUAGAUGUGGGUAAACGCUGUUUUCAAAAGGACUCGUGUUGGUUACUAUACAUUAACAGGUUAUAUGUUGUAUAUGCAUUCAAUAUGUUAUUUUAAAUUGUUAUAACCAUAGUACAAUUUACAAAACAACUCCCAAGUGUUGAGUAACCUCAGGUAUUAAUGAACUCGUCGUUGGCGGGAAAGCUCAAAGAAAAGUUUCUUAACAGGACGCGCUGCAGUUUGACGGCAGUUUAGGGCCAAACUAAAAGUUGUUUUUACAUUACUGGUGCAUUAUGUAUCAAAUUCAGAUUUCAUUCCGAGGUGGGACAGUAUGUUAGGGAUAUGUGGACGGAAAACUUGAUUAUAACGGUUUGAUGUACUUUGUCAAAUCAAAAGUGCCUUCCUUGAGCGAAUCGCUUUUUCAACUGCAGUUUGAAAAUGGUGGGGUUGACGACUGUUAUUAUGUCUGGUCCAUUUUUGUAACAAGUACAACUGACUAAAAUGAUCGUGGGGUUGACUUUUUUCGACAAAUUCACCAUGCCGACAACCCCUAUGAAAUAGUAAUCCCAAACCACACGCUCGUCAAUCAAAGUAUUUUGCACAGUUGCAAGACAUUUUGCUAACUGACUGUCCGAAUAAUUCUCAGAACGACUGUAAUAUCGAUUUGGGAUUGAAAACAAACUCAAAUAUAAUAGUUAGGAAUG